This is a messenger RNA of Closterium sp. Naga37s-1, 3174 nucleotides long. The record is from the annotation of a GenBank genome assembly. NCBI's taxonomy places the organism in Eukaryota, Viridiplantae, Streptophyta, Zygnematophyceae, Desmidiales, Closteriaceae.
AUGCUCUCCCCGUACGCCCCAGAGCGUCGCGAUGCUCUCCCCGGACGCCCCAGAGCAUCGCGAUGCUCUCCCCAGCCGCCCCAGAGCGUUAUGAUGCUCUCCCCGGACGCCCCAGAGCGUCGUGAUGCUCUCCCCGGACGCCCCAGAGCGUCGCGAUGCUCUCCCCGGACGCCCCAGAGCGUCGCGAUGCUCUCCCCGGACGCCCCAGAGCGUCGCGAUGCUCUCCCCGGCCGCCCCAGAGUGUCGCGAUGCUCUCCCCGGACGCCCCAGAGCCACGCGAUGCUCUCCCCAGCCGCCCUAGAGCGUCGUGAUGCUCUCCCCGGACGCCCCAGAGCGUCGCGAUGCUCUCCCCGGACGCCCCAGAGCGUCGCGAUGCUCUCCCCGGACGCCCCACAGCGUCGCGAUGCUCUCCCCGGACGCCCCAGAGCGUCGCGAUGCUCUCCCAGGACGCCCCAGAGCGUCGCGAUGCUCUCCCCGGACGCCCCAGAGCGUCGCUAUGCUCUUCCCAGACGCCCCAGAGCGUCGCGAUGCUCUCCCCGGAAGCCCCAGAGCAUCGCGAUGCUCUCCCCGGACGCCCCAGAGCGUCGCGAUGCUCUCCCCGGACGCCCCAGAGCGUCGCGAUGCUCUCCCCGGACGCCCCAGAAAAUCGGGAUGCUCUCCCCAGCCGCCCCAGAGCGUCGUGAUGCUCUCCCCGGACGCCCCAGAGCGUCGCGAUGCUCUCCCCGGACGCCCCAGAGGGUCGCGAUGCUCUCCCCGGACGCCCCAGAGCGUCGCGAUGCUCUCCCCAGACGCCCCAGAGCGUCGCGAUGCUCUCCCCGGACGCCCCAGAUCGUCGCGAUGCUCUCCCCGGAAGCCCCAGAGCAUCGCGAUGCUCUCCCUGGACGCCCAGAGCGUCGCGAUGCUCUCCCCGGACGCCCUAGAGCGUCGCGAUGCUCUCCCCGGACGCCCCAGAGCGUCGCGAUGCUCUCCCCGGACGCCCCAGAGCGUCUCGAUGCUCUCCCCGGACGCCCCAGAGCGUCGCGAUGCUCUCCCAGGACGCCCCAGAGCGUCGCGAUGCUCUCCUCAGACGCCCCAGAGCGUCGCUAUGCUCUUCCCGGACGCCCCAGAGCGUCGCGAUGCUCUCCCCGGAAGCCCCAGAGCAUCGCGAUGCUCUCCCCGGACGCCCCAGAGCGUCGCAAUGCUCUCCUCGGACGCCCUAGAGCGUGGCGAUGCUCUCCCCGGACGCCCCAGAGCAUCGCGAUGCUCUCCCCAGCCGCCCCAGAGCGUCGUGAUGCUCUCCCCGGACGCCCCAGAGCGUUGGGAUGCUCUCCCCGGACGCCCCAGAGCGUCGCGAUGCUCUCCCCGGACGCCCCAGAGCGUCGCAAUGCUCUCCCCAGCUGCCCCAGAGCGUCGCGAUGCUCUCCCCGGACGCCCCAGAGCGUCGCGAUGCUCUCCCCGGACGCCCCAGAGCGUCGCGAUGCUCUCCCCGGACACCCCAGAGGGACGCCCCAGAGCGUCGCGAUGCUCUCCUCAGACGCCCCAGAGCGUCGCUAUGCUCUUCCCGGACGCCCCAGAGCGUCGCGAUGCUCUCCCCGGAAGCCCCAGAGCAUCGCGAUGCUCUCCCCGGACGCCCCAGAGCGUCGCAAUGCUCUCCUCGGACGCCCUAGAGCGUGGCGAUGCUCUCCCCGGACGCCCCAGAGCAUCGCGAUGCUCUCCCCAGCCGCCCCAGAGCGUCGUGAUGCUCUCCCCGGACGCCCCAGAGCGUUGGGAUGCUCUCCCCGGACGCCCCAGAGCGUCGCGAUGCUCUCCCCGGACGCCCCAGAGCGUCGCAAUGCUCUCCCCAGCUGCCCCAGAGCGUCGCGAUGCUCUCCCCGGACGCCCCAGAGCGUCGCGAUGCUCUCCCCGGACGCCCCAGAGCGUCGCGAUGCUCUCCCCGGACACCCCAGAGGAGCGUCGCGAUGCUCUCCCCGGACGCCCCAGAGCGUCGCGAUGCUCUCCCCGGACGCCCCAGAGCGUCUCGAUGCUCUCCCCGGACGCCCCAGAGCGUCGCGAUGCUCUCCCAGGACGCCCCAGAGCGUCGCGAUGCUCUCCUCAGACGCCCCAGAGCGUCGCUAUGCUCUUCCCGGACGCCCCAGAGCGUCGCGAUGCUCUCCCCGGAAGCCCCAGAGCAUCGCGAUGCUCUCCCCGGACGCCCCAGAGCGUCGCAAUGCUCUCCUCGGACGCCCUAGAGCGUGGCGAUGCUCUCCCCGGACGCCCCAGAGCAUCGCGAUGCUCUCCCCAGCCGCCCCAGAGCGUCGUGAUGCUCUCCCCGGACGCCCCAGAGCGUUGGGAUGCUCUCCCCGGACGCCCCACAGCGUCGCGAUGCUCUCCCCGGACGCCCCAGAGCGUCGCGAUGCUCUCCCAGGACGCCCCAGAGCGUCGCGAUGCUCUCCCCGGACGCCCCAGAGCGUCGCUAUGCUCUUCCCAGACGCCCGAGAGCGUCGCGAUGCUCUCCCCGGAAGCCCCAGAGCAUCGCGAUGCUCUCCCCGGACGCCCCAGAGCGUCGCGAUGCUCUCCCCGGACGCCCCAGAGCGUCGCGAUGCUCUCCCCGGACGCCCCAGAGAAUCGCGAUGCUCUCCCCAGCCGCCCCAGAGCGUCGUGAUGCUCUCCCCGGACGCCCCAGAGCGUCGCGAUGCUCUCCCCGGACGCCCCAGAGGGUCGCGAUGCUCUCCCCGGACGCCCCAGAGCGUCGCAAUGCUCUCCCCAGCUGCCCCAGAGCGUCGCGAUGCUCUCCCCGGACGCCCCAGAGCGUCACGAUGCUCUCCCCGGACGCCCCAGAGCGUCGCGAUGCUCUCCCCAGACGCCCCAGAGCGUCGCGAUGCUCUCCCCGGACGCCCCAGAUCGUCGCGAUGCUCUCCCCGGAAGCCCCAGAGCAUCGCGAUGCUCUCCCUGGACGCCCAGAGCGUCGCGAUGCUCUCCCCGGACGCCCUAGAGCGUCGCGAUGCUCUCCCCGGACGCCCCAGAGCGUCGCGAUGCUCUCCCCGGACGCCCCAGAGCGUCUCGAUGCUCUCCCCGGACGCCCCAGAGCGUCGCGAUGCUCUCCCAGGACGCCCCAGAGCGUCGCGAUGCUCUCCUCAGACGCCCCAGAGCGUCGCUAUGCUCUUCCCGGACGCCCCAGAGCGUCGCGAUGCUCUCCCCGGAAGCCCCAGAGCAUAG